CCGAGGUGUGCUUAUUAAACUUGAAUGACUGAUAAGACAAGUAAUUGCGCCAGAAGAAAUGCUAAUUUUAAAAUGUCUCUAAAUUCCUGAACUUCACACGUGGGAAGUCCAGUGACCUGGGGUAGCUCUUGGGAAUUAGUAAUCCGAUACAGAAUCUUUCCCCUUUGUGUCACCUGUUACAAUUUGGCUUCCCUUUGCUGGGACUGAAAAUCAUUACCAGCUGACAGCUCUGUGAAGCCUGAUGUCUGCAACCAAAGCGACGUGUAGAAUGUUGCUGACGCCGGGCAGGAAGAGGAAGUGCCUAUUUCGAUUAAUUGAAUAGCCGUGGAGUGGAAAAAGAUCUAUUUGCGAACACAGCAGACUGACUAGUACUUAGAACGAAAAGAGAGUGGAUCCAGAGGAAACCAGGAUCUGCCGGAUCACACCAUUCACACGGCAGCAGAUUUUGGAAACCACAUUGACUCUUUUGGCUGCACUCAAGUGAUAUCAACUAAGAGGACCCUAUCAGGCUUGAAGUGCAUUGCCACAGUGAAGCUACUUCCGCUUCUAUUGAAAACACCAUCUCAGGAUGAAACUCAAACCCAAUUGUCACUAUGGAAACCACAGUAAAGAUAGGGAUACAGUUUCAAAACGAAAACUCUGCCUGGAACUGGGAGACAGGUUGGCUGCUCGUGUUUUCCUCAGUGAUAUCCUGGUCUGUGGGGUCAACGCUUCACUUGGUCAUAAAGGGGAGGCUUGUGUCCCCUGGACACUUUCUGCCUUCGCUGUCAGCCCUUGACUGUUUCUGAGCCCCUUCCCUAGGCCCGUAUUCAUCCGAGCCACUUGUCUCCAGCAAGUUUGAAGGUCGUGAGGUGGAUCUCCACAUUCUUGUGAAUAACUGAGCAGGGGACUUGAUUUAAAUCUGUGCAUCGCCAAGGGCAAGGGGCUGAGAACAUGGAUAGAGAGAAGUUUCGGCAGAAGGCUCUGAAGCAAACUAAGCAGAAGAAAUCCAAGUGGGCUGAAUUUCUGAUGGUUAAAGAAGAUAGAGAGGCUACGGAAGGCAUUGGGAACCCAGCUUUUAACGUGAGCAGCCCGGAUCUCUUAGCACAUCAGACUUCAGACAGGAAAGUUAUUAGACGUGACACGCUGGAUCCUACCCUUGCAGCUCACCAACAAAAAUUCAGGCUGCUGGCCUCUGCUGAACCAAAAGGAAAUGAAUACAGCAGAAAUUACUUUGACCCACUGAUGGAUGAGGAAAUAAACCCAAGGCAGUGUGGGAUGGAGGUCAGCAGAGAGGCACCCCUGCAAGUUGAUACUAGAAUUCUCAAUGAUCGAUUAAUGAAGCUGUUUGAGGAGAGAGGACAAGGAGAAGCCCAAGAUGGGAGCCGCCAGGAGGAGAUUUUGGAUUCUGAAGAGACAGUGAAUUCCAGAAAGAGACCGGAAUCCCACAAAGAGGGCAGCGAGGCAUCUGAAGGAUAUGUUCAGAAAAAUACAAUUCUGCUUGGAAGUUCUUCUUUGGAACAGGACCUGAAAUGUGGAGGGGAAGGACUCAGUCAGUACAUUCCUAUGUCAUGUUUAAACACCAACAAAACAUUUGACAAAGUGCCAAGUCAACCAUUAAUUGCACAUCGAGAUGUCUGGAAAGAAAACAGGCCGGCCGAGCUCUGUACUCUCACAGACGUAACUCACGAAUCAAAGGCAGCAGCAGCAGGACCUUGCUGGAAGGUUGAGCGCGGCCAGGCGCCUCAGCAUCUUCAAGUACGGAUGAAAUGUGCAAGAGGCCUCAAGAACAAGGCUCCCCGAGGCUCCUACCGCCUCAGGGUGUCCCUGCUUGGUCGACCAGGUGGCUGUGUCUUCCAGUGGCAGCAAACGGAGCAGCUGAAGACCAGAACACACCCAGUGAGGCAUGAUGGAAAUUUUUAUGAUCUGGGGCUCUAUUUCCACGAAAGCCUUUAUGUGGACUCGUUUGGGGUACGAGAAGACUACAAAGAUGAGUGGCAGGCAAGUAAAAUGAUGAUGGUGACAACUGAUAGAAAUAGUUAUACUAUAGAAGCAGCAGCUCAAGCAAAAGGAACCGGAAGUUCAGCACUCCCUCCGAAGAAAGAUGUGAAACCUGGCAUGGCAUUCUUGUUUGAACUCUGUCUCCUUCGUGGGAAAUAUGCUUCUUUUGACUGGGUUGUGGGCUGGGCAGCCUUCCCUGUGUGUGAUAACAACUUUGAUGUAGUGGACGGGAAAUUCAAGUGUCCCCUUCUCCGAGGUCAUUAUGACCAGAAAUUCGACAGCUUCAGGAAAAUGGAAGAUUUGAUGUGCCAGGACUUGGACCACUGGCUGUGCAAUCUCUACUUUCAGGUUAUUAAACUUCCUCUGUGUUUGGAUGAUCAAACAACCUAUGAAAGGCAGACUCAGCUUCCUCCCGAAUUUCCAGUUUCUUUAAUGGCUGGAGCAGAGACAGCAGAAUCAGGCGUGGAGAAUACAGCUGGCCUUUCAGAGAAACAAACAGAAGAAAACAUUUGUUCAUCCCUGGAUGGUAAGGCUAAAAUCCUCCCUACGCUCUUCUCAGGGUUAGUGGAUAACAAUGCUAUUGUCAAUAUGCUUGGUGUGAUAAGGGGAGGAUGGAAUGGUGGGAAGAAACAAGAUGAACAAGGCACAUUGUCUGCAGAGAGUUUUAUUGUUGUUGUCGUUGUUGUUACUUUGGUUUGUUUGCGAAGAGUUAUGGUUCUGGAGCAGCAGUUCUCAACUGGUGAUGUCUUGCUCCCCAGGAGGCAUUUGGCAACACCCGGAGACAUUUUUGGUUGCAGCAAGUGGGGGAGGGAUGGAGGGGUGGAAGGAAGCAUUUCUAAUAAAUUUGGUCCCUGCCCUAUGGACUGUGAUCUCAAUCUCUUAAAAGAAGACCGUGAAUUACACAAGAAGACUCUGUCUUUUGAUGAAACAAUCCCUUCGCUCUUCAUCUGGCCAGAUGGGAGUGCUCCCUGGAGUCGCGCACAAAGACCCCGUAAAGAGUUUGGGGGAGAAAAAGCUGCCGCUAAGUGGAGCUUAAUUGUGCUAGAACCGCCAAGCAAAUACCGGCAAGGUCUCGGGGGGAAGCCUUCCUUGGCCCAGUUGGAGAUAGGUGUCCAUCCUAUGUUUUCUCGUAGCAUUCUGUAUGUCACCGUGACACUUCUCACCCUGGAGUUUGUCCCUGGAUUUUAUUUGUCUUUUCACCGAUAUGUCUCUUCCAAUAGAAUGAAAUUGCUGUGGCCUCUGGCAGCUCACCCUGUGAGCGAUAGAGGAUUCGCCUGCAUGAACCGAGGAGUAGUUGCUGGCCUCAAUGUGAUUUUGCACAUGCUCACUACAGACUCCGCACGGAGUUCUGGGUUAGAUGAUGGUCUACAUCUUCAUGGCAAAAUACAGACCCGAACAACAAAGGAACGGUCGAUGUCAAAUUCAGUGCCUCCUUCGUCCGGUGCAGACCAGAAGGCUAAAGUCUUGGAACUGAAACUAUACCAUCAACCCCCGCCCCCGACCCCAGACCCUGGAAAACUGCAUUCUGCUUUCUAUCUUUGUGAAUUUGACUAUUCUAGCUCCCACACGUGUUCCUCGGUUGCUGAUGGUACUGGAUCUAGAGAAUUCUUCAAGCACCUUCAUUUCGGGAUGGUGUCGGCGUUCUCGGAACUUCAAUUUGCUGAGUGGCGAAGCCAGGGCUUCUGGUACAUCAUCCUACUGAUGGCAUCUCUCUGGUUCCUGAGGCUCUACCUCCAUUACCUUAGCCAGUGGCUUUUCCUCCAGGCCAUUUCAAUUCCUGUUACAAAAUUCCAUUUUUCCCCUUUCACGGUUGAGCUUUGCUACCCAUCUUCCUCACUUGCCAUCAAAGAAGAGUUGCUCGUAGUUGUGGUGGGUCCUUUAAUGCUGAAUGCAGUGAUACUUCCUUUGGUUCUGAUCAGAUGGGGCUGUCAGCUACUGUUUGCCUCCUGCCCUGAUGUCUUGUCAAAAUUAAUCAUUACCAUGGGACUAUGGACAGUUCUAGACCCAUUGGCCGUGUUUAUAGUGGAUACUAUCCUCGGGCGGCUUACACAGAAUGGGGAGACUCCCGUAGCUGACGCGGCAAAGCUGUACUGGGUGUUUGUAAGAACCAUGCAGUCGGGAAUUCUCGGUGUCAUGCUCACAGUGCUAAUUUACAUCCUCCUGUUCAUCAUUUCUUCUUUGAUUUUAUAUUUGUACUGUCUCAGAAGCUUUCGAGUUGGACAUAGUCCCACUUACUCAAUUUUGCCUUAG
Messenger RNA from Herpailurus yagouaroundi (jaguarundi), 4230 nucleotides. RefSeq lists its product as uncharacterized. NCBI's taxonomy places the organism in Eukaryota, Metazoa, Chordata, Mammalia, Carnivora, Felidae. Bases 934 to 4230 code for a protein of 1098 amino acids. The record is from RefSeq and is a predicted model, not a curated record. The transcript is spliced from 29 exons.